AGAAUCAGUUGGCUAGUUUCCGAGAAUUAAGGGGGUUUGACCCAAAUUAUGGACAAAGCUAUGGUGGUCGUUUCUUGUUUAUGUUUUCCCUGUUUUUGUGGCUUAUGAUUUCCCUGUUUUUAGAUGUUAAUCGUUUAGAUGGCAUUCCUCGGAUCCCCCUUGCUAGUAAUGAAGAACGAAUAGGCAGAUAUAGAAGGGUCAUCGUCGAAAUUAACUCUCCUCCUUCUCCCGCCUCUAACCCUAACCAGCUAACGGUAGAUUCCUUCUUCUAUUUUGUUUUUAAUCGGAAGUUUCAGACAAACGGAAAUGGGCAAGAAGGAAAGAGCUAAGGAACGAAGGGAAAAGAGAAUGCAAGAAAUAUCCCUUCUCAGGACCAUUCCUUACUCCGAUCACCAGAGGUGGUGGUCUACAGAAACCAUUGCAGUGGUUACUGGUGGUAACAGAGGAAUUGGAUUUGAGAUUUCAAGGCAAUUUGCAAUGCAUGGAAUGACCGUGAUCUUGACUUCAAGAGAUGUUUGUGUUGGCCUUGAAGCAGCUAAAGUUUUACAGGAAGGUGGCCUGAAUGUUGCCUUUCAUCAAUUGGAUGUCUUGGAUGCUUUAUCCAUCAAACAAUUUGCUGAUUGGCUGCUACAAAACUAUGGUGGUUUGGAUAUUCUGAUAAAUAAUGCUGGAGUCAAUUUCAAUCUUGGGUCUAGUAAUUCUGUAGAGUUUGCUCAGAUGGUUAUUGCAACUAACUAUUAUGGCACCAAAAAUAUGAUACAAGCUAUGAUCCCCUUGAUGAAACCUUCGUCUGCUGGUGCUCGCAUUGUUAAUGUCAGCUCAAGGUUGGGCAAGCUGAACGGCAGACGGAAUAGAGUGGAAAAUGUAGAGUUUAGAGAACUACUAAGCAAUUUGGAUACACUCACAGAAGAAGUAAUUGAUAGGAUUGUGUCUACUUUUUUGCAACAAGUAGAAGAUGGAAGUUGGGAAACUGGCGGGUGGCCUCAGUUGUCAACUGACUACUCUGUAUCAAAACUUGCAGUGAAUGCAUACACCAGGUUAAUGGCCAAAAAAUUCACCGAACGACCCGAGGGUCAUAAGAUUUAUGUGAACUGCUAUUGCCCUGGUUGGGUGAAAACUGCUAUGACAGGAUUCGCUGGGAAUAUUUCAGCAGAGGAAGGGGCUGACACUGGCGUCUGGCUUGCCUUACUUCCAGAUCAGGCAGUGACAGGUAAAUUUUUUGCAGAGCGACGGGAGAUAAGCUUCUGAGAGCAGGAUGAAGAUCAAUAAUCCAGGAAUUUUGGAGUUUGUGUAAUUGUUUUGUGCUUUGAGAGCUAGAAACUGUGUCGCGGAAGUGGGGACUGAAAAGUUAAACAGCCAUAGAUUUUAUUUAAAUGAAAUCUUGUCAAGCACUUCCAUUCUCGAAUCUCAUCCCUCAAUUGGUAUUUAGUUUUAGCUUUCAAGCAAUAGUUCUAUCAAAAGUGGGGUUAGAGCAGAUAUAUGUAUGGAUGGCUAGGAAACUUCAAAUCAUGUGGAAUGAGCUACUUAAUUUCAUAGAA
This is a messenger RNA of Cucumis melo (muskmelon), 1538 nucleotides long. RefSeq lists its product as uncharacterized. The record is from RefSeq and is a predicted model, not a curated record. Bases 307 to 1248 code for a protein of 313 amino acids. Gene Ontology annotation, molecular function: oxidoreductase activity, acting on the CH-OH group of donors, NAD or NADP as acceptor. Gene Ontology annotation, cellular component: membrane. NCBI's taxonomy places the organism in Eukaryota, Viridiplantae, Streptophyta, Magnoliopsida, Cucurbitales, Cucurbitaceae. The transcript has 4 exons.